AUGGUACAAAAGUUGAUUCUUCUCAGCGCUUUGGUGGCCGCCGCCACCGCCGUUGCAGUCCUGCCCGGGCCCGGAUACCCAGGUUUAGCAGGCAUCGCAGGAUUACACGGCCUGCCCGGAUUGCCCGGAUUACCCGCAUUACCUGCGCUACCAGCCCUGACGAAAAUUGCCGCGCCUGUGCUGCCUGCCAUCACCAAGAUUGCUGCGCCACUUGCCGUCGCAAAAGUGGCCGUCCCAGAGCCAUACGAUCCCAAUCCACAGUAUAGCUUCAGCUAUGAUGUUCACGAUAGCUCAACCGGCGAUGUGAAGAGUCAACAGGAAGUGCGCAGCGGCGAUGUUGUGCAAGGCGCUUACUCGCUGAUUGAACCGGAUGGCACGCGUCGCAUUGUCGAAUACACCGCCGAUCCAGUGCACGGAUUUAAUGCAAUCGUUAAACGUGAACCAAUUGCUGUUAAGGCGGUCGCUCCAAUUGCCAAAGUACUCGCCCCUGCACCGUUAUUGGCUGCUCCAGUCAUAGCUAAGGCUAUACCAGCAAUACCAGCAUUGCACGGUCUACCGGCGCUUGGUCAUCCAUUAGGUCCUGGACCGCUUUCUUACUUACACGGCUAAGCGGCGAUAAAAGACGAAAUGUGACAUCAACAACAGCAACAACUGGAAAAAAACACACACCCGCACACACACUUAGUCAGUUCACA
Messenger RNA from Rhagoletis pomonella (apple maggot), 695 nucleotides. RefSeq names its product larval cuticle protein A2B-like. The record is from RefSeq and is a predicted model, not a curated record. Bases 1 to 609 code for a protein of 202 amino acids. Gene Ontology annotation, cellular component: extracellular matrix. The transcript has 3 exons. Lineage: Eukaryota; Metazoa; Arthropoda; Insecta; Diptera; Tephritidae.